CAGCUCCGGAGCUCGUAAACUAAAAACAGUGAGUUCGACAAGCUUCCCAAAUGCGCUAGCUCCAUUAUUUUAUGACCCAGGCCAGCUAGCUCGCAGCAUUCGCCUCGCGACUUGUACAAAAUAAUUGCCAGCUUCUCAAAGAAACGCACAUGGACAAAUUCCAGAUAACGUUCUGUUUAUAAGUUGGCUGCUCCAGUUCGGCUUUGCAAGAAGGUCGCUUAUCUAGGUCUCCAGAAGCCUUGACAUACUCUGGCAGCACGGAAGAGAGGAGUAGUCUAGGUUUAGGACAGUACGCCACAAGCUCCGUCUUGUCGUGAAGACUUUUCUUCACUUUUCUCUGACCCAUUUCUCUGACCCAUAUUUUAAUUUGUAAACAUGAUUGGUCAGAGUAAAUCCGUACUUGUUACAUCGGCGGAAAGCACCCAGGCAUUUUAUUGCCAGGUGAGCCCCAACCCGAAGCUGGACACGUUGAUGUCCUUGCUGCGGGAAGCCGUGCUCAGCCUUGUUCCGGGCACUUUCAAGGCCGGUGACAUUUGCUGUGCUCAGUUCACUGAAGACCAGGAGUGGUAUCGGGCCCGGGUUGUGGCUGUGACAGGCGAUGCAGCGGAUGUUCUGUACUUGGACUAUGGAAACUCAGAGACGGUGCCGCUUUCCGGCUUGCGUGCUCUGCCGGCCAAGCUAAUGAAGCUUGCGCCUCAAGCAAAACUCUGCAGUCUGGCACGUGGUGAAGACGACGAUGAGUGGCCUGAGACGGCGGAAGUCCAACAGGCGUUCCUUGACCAUGUUUUGUCCGGUGAAGGUGAAGUGACAAUGCUAGAAUUGGACCAAGCCGGUUUGGACGGUGUCACACCAGUACAAGUUUGGGUCAAUGGCAGUGACAUUGCUGCAGAACUCGGCAAUGUAUUGUCCAAUGCGGCACCGCCGCAGGUGAACGGCCACAGCCAUCCACCAGCAGCAGCAGUGACGACAGCGUCCAUUCCGGCGAUAAAACUGACCACUGGUAGCAUUCUCCAAGUGUCGAUAGCGCAUGUUGAAUCCAUGACUCGCUUCAGCUGCCAACUCAUGGGCACACGUAGCCGCUUUGAGGAGCUGGAAGUGAACCUUUACAGGCUCUACAACAAGCCGGUUGAUAUCUGUGUACUGAAUGCCAGCCAGAUUACAGCCGGCACUCUAUGCUGUGUGCACAGCGACAUGUACUCCUGGUGCAGAGCGCGCGUUGAGAAAGUCCGCGGUGAGUCUGUUGACGUGGUGCUGGUCGACUAUGGCAGCCCUGAGACGGUUCAGAAGAGCGGAUGCUGGGAGCUGUGCGCGGCCGUGUGCGACAUUGAAGCACAGUGCUUCGUCGCUAGUUUGUCAUGUGGUGAUAAUGGCUGCAGCGACGACCUUAAGACGCCUGUCUUCAAGAGCCUGGUCACCGAUGGCAAGAAGUUGCAGGCCACAAUAUUGUCCUUGCCUGCUUCCACCGACCACAACCAAUCCAUUGUGGUGAACCUGCAGGAUGAGAAGAAGGCCUAUAUUUCUGAUUUGCUCAAGCGUACAUGCUCUGCUAACGACAGUCGCCAGGUCGUCUCCAUUGGUGUGGAACAGAUUCCUCUCGCCACAGUUGUCGAUAAGCAAACAUAUGAGGUGGUAGUUGUGCUCGACGACCCAUCAGAGCCUAAUCUCUUCCAGUGCCAACUAGUUGAGAACGCUGUGCCAUUUGAGGAAGUUCAGAGGAAGCUGACGGAAGUGCCCGCACCUGCCCUGAGCCGCAUCGAGCCAGGCCAGCUCUGUAUAGGGUGCAGUUCACAAGAUAAAGUGCCGUAUCGCGCUAUGAUUGAAUCGGAGUCUGAUGGCACGUGUCAGAUCGUGUUCCUCGACUUUGGAGACAGGGAAAGCAUACCCGCGGAGUUUUUGCGUGAACUUCCUCCUGAUCUCUGUAAGUACCCGCGCCAGGCAAUCCCAGCGAUGAUUCACUCGUCAAGCGCAGUUCAGCCGGCCGAUCUAAGAGGCUGUGAUGACCAUGUUGUGUUUAGUGCUGUGUUUGCUAAAAGAGCUGAUGGCCGCUACGAUGUUCGCUUAUCGAGCUCGCCUCACCAACCCGCCAUUGACUCUAGCAAGGCUACUGCAUCAGCUGCUCCUGAAUCUGGCACGCAUCCUGCCAGCACUGUCGCUGUCACCAACACCGCUGCGGCUCCUGCUACUGCUGCUGCUGCUACUGCGCCAGCCCCGGUGCAGUGGAUGACUGCUGGCUGCAAGCUUGGCAAGGCUGCUGCUUUCACUGCCGGGGCAGUGUGUGCUGUUGCGCAUGCCGACUCUCCAGAUGCCAUGUGGCUGCAGCUGAUGACCGGUCAGGAGCAGCUGGAAACGCUCCAGGCCUCUCUGUAUGACUAUUAUAAUAAUGCGGAUAACGCCAAGGCGACAGCUAUCACUGCCAAGGACAUGGUCAAUGGUUUGAUCUGCUGUGCCCAGUUUGCUGAGGAUGGGGCCUGGUAUCGGGCUGUUGUUCUUGAAUCGUCCAACGCGGCGGGGGCGGCUGGUGAAGUCCGGGUUCGUUACAUCGACUACGGUAAUGUAGCAACAGUGUCUACUUCGGUUGUGCACUACUUGAUGUUGAGCUUCCGUGAGCAAUCCAUCUUUGCCACCGUUUGCAGCUACUCCCAACUCUCGCCUGCCCCACAGAACCGAUGGACGGACGAGUCGCGGGUGAUGUUCAGCAAUGCCAUUAUCGGCCAGGGUGAAGUCGUGCUGAAGACUGUCGAGGAGCGGCCAGGCUUGGGCACACAGGUCAGCUUUACUGACGACUACUGUGUUCAGCAACUGGUUUCUGCCAAUUUGGCACGCUUUCCCACGGCGCCUGCUGUCAAGCACCUGAAUGGCACCUCACCCGUAGCAGCUGCUAAGCCUGUACCGUCCUCUGCAUCACGGACCAAUUCUCCUGCUGCCAGGGCUAACGCGACCGCAUCCAGUCCGACCGCUAGGAAGGGGGUUGCGUACUUGACCUGGCCGAAGGGUUCCGUUCAACUCGUUACCAUGUGUGCUGUUGAGUCGCCGACCAGCUUCUGGGUGCAGAAUGAUGCAUCGCUCCAGGGGUUGCACAAUCUAGUGGAUAUUCUCAUUCAGGACGUCAAAGCUGGCAACGGCCCGGCGAAGCAGAUACAAGUCGGCGCACACUAUGUGCUCAGGCAGUCGGCAAAGAAGUAUGCACGCUGCUCAUGCGAGGAGGUAAAUGCUGGCUCCGUGAAAGUGCAUCUCUACGAUUACGGCCACUGCGAGUCUGUCCCGGAGAGCAGCCUGUACCCUUGGUCAUCGUUCUACGGUACUCUGCUGCCUCGUAUUGCAGUCCACUGCUCCCUAUCAGCAGCCAUUCGUCCGGACGGCGGCUUCCCAGCAGAGACCACCGAUCGUCUGAAGGCGCUGAUGAAGAGAGAUCACGUCCAGGUGAAGGUUGUUGGUGGUAGCACCCAGGACUUGCUCGAGGUGAGGGUUUUCCAGCAUGGCAUUGACCUAAGCACAGAGCUGUUGACCGGCAAGGCUGCCGAUGUACCCAUUCCUACUACGCCGGUGCCUGCAGCAAGGCCUGUGUUUCCCGUCGUCGGUGGCCGCCCCGCUGCUGCACGUGAAAACCGCACUCCAUCCGUAUCGGCUAAGCGCCCUCCAUCCACGUCGGCUCAACGCCAGCAAGCCAGUCCACCAAGUUUGUCAAGUUUGUCCUUGAGCGAGAAAACUACUCCCACCCGACCGCGCAGUAAUUCACCUGUCGUCGCCGCCUCGCCCGCAUUCAACGCGGCACAGUGUCAGCUUAAAUCUCGACAAGCCUCCGACGCCGGUAAAUCUCCUGAACCUGCUGUGGUCAACCGAGGCGCAUCACCUGUAUUGCCUGUAUCGCCACAGCGUCCAGCUGUUCCCGCACUGACAGCAGUAUCGCCUCUUCCCAAGCCCAAACAGAUGGCGACGAGCGGGCAGCCAUCCUUCCCGCGUUUGUCCACGCAGGCUGGUAAUUGUCAUAAAGUUCGAUACGUUUGUCAUGACGAGGACACGGGCACUACCCGCUAUUGGUGUCAGUUGGCCGAGAAUGACCAGCAGCUGGAGAAAAUCGCAGCCAGCAUCACAACACUGCCCGAAGAUUCGUUCAUGUCCAUCGAGUCGGCUGUAGUCGGCACGGUGUGCUGUGCUCCCUCGUCGGACGGCGAGUGGUACCGCGCUUGCGUGGAGAGCAUCUCUGCUGGUCAGUCGGCCACUGUCCGCUUUGUCGAUUACGGCAAUGCGGAAGUAGUCGAGAGUCUCGGCGAAUUGAACGCCGAUUUGCUGUCGUUCCCUGUCCAGGCGGUGGCCUGCAAGCUAGCCACUCCGUCGCCGGCACUUAUCGAUGCUGGUGACGCAGGCAUGUCUGUGCAGUUUGUCGAAGAGUGUGGUGGUAUGUGGACGGUCAACCUUGAUCAGAACAGCGCCGCUGCUGCUGACACUGCUGCCACUGCUCCAGUAACAGCAGUGUCGACUACAGAUUCCAUCAGCAUUGCUAGUCUCACGUGGUCCGCAGGUGAGAAGAUCAGUAUCCUGGUUCCAACCUUCAACGGCUCAAGUGACUUCUGGUGCCAGCCGGCUUCCUCGGCCGAUGAUCUCAUUGCACUCGGUGAAACGCUGGGAAGUGUAUGCGAGUCGGCGGCGGUGGCGAUGACUUCUCUUCCUGCAGUAGGAUCACUGUGCUGUGCUCGCUUCACGGUCGACGGACUGUGGUACCGUGCCCGUGUACUGGCCCAUGAAGGUGCCCAAUGCAGAGUAUUCUUCGUGGACUAUGGCAAUGAGGACGUUAUAGGGACAGAUGCGUUGCGUGCACUCACCAAAGACCUCUGUAUGUUGCCUGCACAAGCUGUGUGCUGCAUUGAGAAAGACUGUGGUGCCUGGUCUGAUAGCACACACGAGUCGUUUGGAGCACUUGCCCAGCAACUGGAGGAUUUGAUUGCGGAAGUGGUGUCUGUCGCCGAGAACGUUCACACUGUAGUUCUGCUGGACACGUCGGAGAGUCCUGCGGUCCCGCUUAUUAGCCAUCUACAGGGAUAGAGAGGAGAAGAACAUCCCGACUGGAUAGAUUGAGCUUGUACCCAUUCUCAGCUCACUCAGCUGUUAUCCCAGUGAAGCACGGUGAUUGGCGGCGUUCGUUUGCUGCUGCGUGUCCCCAAUGUGUUGGGUUUUGGCCAUGGAUUUCGUCUGCAUAGUUCCUGUCUUUGCUUGCUUGUGCGUAUGCCUGGAGCCCCGCAGAAAAGGCGUACUGUUACUCAACUCUCUACGACCAGAUUGUCGUCGGUGACCUUGUCCCGCCAUCGAAUUAUUGCUGGAUCCUUUGUGUUUGAGCAUCCACCACAUUUUACCUGAGCUGUUUCUCACGGCUUCUCCUGCUUGCAUCUGCCUCUGUGUGGUAGCAGAUGGCUAGACCGCAACUAACAACAGCAUUCCUGUUGGGGUUGGUACGUUUUGUGUGGGUCCAUAUGUGUGCGAUCGUGUGUGUGUGUGUGUGUGUGUGUAAUGUGUGUGCGUGUGUCCACACGUGUAGUGCUUGCACGUUUGUGAUAACUUCUGUCCGCUAUUCAUGACGUGGCAUCCGUUGAACAGUGCGAAAACCCAUUAAUACGUUUGCACUGGUUUUGUUUUGCCAUCCUCCUAUUUUCAGUUUCCUUCUCGUAGUCCCGAAAUGGUGGUAGUUUUUACUGUUUCAAACAUUUUUGUUUGAUUUUAGUUGAUCACCUAACUUGUGUGAGCGCAGUUUGGUUUCCAUGGCGCAAGCUUUUCCCCAUCGUGUUUUCAACCUGUUGUGUUCGUCCUUCCCCUUUUCUGGAUGUUGUCUGUGUGCAACCUAUACAGCUGUGUGGCUGUGUCCUCCUGGUGGUGGUGUGUGUGCAUUUGUGUGCAUUGUAUUCUUUUUGGCUGGCCUCUGCGUCGCACCGCCGCUGUUCUUUCACUGUUCUGCUGCAUGGCGGAUUCUGAUUGCGAGACAGGAAUAUGCGUGUAACAACGGCGUGUCCAUGUGCCUUCA
This is a messenger RNA of Sycon ciliatum, 6010 nucleotides long. RefSeq names its product tudor domain-containing protein 6-like. Lineage: Eukaryota; Metazoa; Porifera; Calcarea; Leucosolenida; Sycettidae. Bases 376 to 5040 code for a protein of 1554 amino acids. The record is from RefSeq and is a predicted model, not a curated record. The transcript has 5 exons.